Molecule: messenger RNA, 3399 nt
Organism: Fraxinus pennsylvanica
Lineage: Eukaryota; Viridiplantae; Streptophyta; Magnoliopsida; Lamiales; Oleaceae
Source: the annotation of a GenBank genome assembly
AUGGCGUCGUGUAUAAAGGUGGUGAACAGAUCGGCCUCGGCUGCUUUCGCGCCGGAGGGACCCUACAUGGCGGCGGGGACAAUGGCCGGGGCGGUGGAUCUGCAGUUCAGUUCCUCCGCAAAUCUCGACAUCUUUGAGCUUGACUUUGUGUCGGACGAUCGUCAGCUGAUUUUGGCUGGCACGGUCCCGAGCUCCGAGCGCUUCAAUCGGAUUUCCUGGGGAAAGGGUCCCGCCAACUCUGAGGAGUUUCCGCUUGGCCUCAUUGCUGGUGGCCUGGUAGAUGGCAACAUUGGCCUUUGGAAUCCCAACACUCUGAUCUGUUCUGAGACAAAAAAGGGUUCCGAGACAAGUGAAAGUGCUUUGGUUGGCCAACUUUCUAAACAUAGAGGGCCUGUUCGUGGAUUGGAGUUUAAUGUUCUUUCCCCAAACCUCCUUGCUUCUGGGGCUGAUGAAGGUGAAAUAUAUAUAUGGGAUGUCGCAAAACCAUCAGAACCAAGUCAUUUUCCUCCUCUCAAGGGUAAUGUAUCAGCUACUCAAGGUGAAAUUUCAUUUUUGUCCUGGAAUAGCAAGGUUCAGCAUAUACUGGCCUCCACUUCAUUUAAUGGAACAACCGUUGUGUGGGAUCUGAAGAAGCAAAAGCCAGUCAUAAGUUUCUCAGAUCCAAUUAAGAGGAGGUGCUCUGUCUUGCAGUGGAAUCCUGACGUUGUUACUCAGCUCAUUGUCGCUUCAGAUGAAGACAGUUCUCCUUCUCUUAAGCUCUGGGAUAUGCGGAAUGUCAUGUCUCCAGUGAAAGAGUUCGUAGGUCACACUAAAGGUGUGAUUGCUAUGUCAUGGUGCCCCAUAGACAGCUCCUACUUGCUUACUUGUGCCAAGGAUAACCGCACCAUUUGCUGGGACACUAUAUCUGGAGAGAUUGUUGCUGAAUUGCCUGCUGGAACCAACUGGAAUUUUGAUGUACACUGGUAUCCUAAGAUUCCAGGGGUCAUAUCAGCAUCGUCAUUUGAUGGGAAAAUUGGCAUUUAUAAUAUUGAGGGUUGUGAUCGAUACGGUGUUGGAGAGAGUGAUUUUGGUGCAGCACUUUUGAGGGCGCCAAAAUGGUACAAGCGAAAAGCAGGAGUCUCAUUUGGUUUUGGAGGCAAGCUUGUUUCGUUUCACUCAGCUGAGUCGCCAACUGGAUCAUCAGAGGUCUAUAUGCACAACUUAGUUACGGAACAUGGGUUGGCAAGUCGAUCUUCCGAAUUUGAGGCUGCAAUACAGAAAGGGGAGAGAUCAUCACUCAUGAAUUUGUGUGAAAAGAAAUCUCAAGAGUCUGAAUCUGAGGCUGAGAGAGAAACGUGGGGAUUCAUGAAGGUUAUGUUUACUGAUGAUGGAACUGCGAGGUCAAAACUGCUUUCCCAUCUUGGUUUCAAUGCAUCUGCUGAACAAAAUGACACUGAAUUGAAUGACAUCUCUGAGAAAAUAAAUAAUCUUGCUCAUGAUGAAAAUUCUACAAAUAAAGGACUUUCUGGGAACAAAGAACCAACCAUAUUUGCUGACAAUGGUGAAGAUUUCUUUAACAAUCUUCCCAGCCCCAAGGCAGAUACACCUUUGUCAACUUCUCGAAAUGAAUUCGUCACCGACGAAUUUGUUCCUGGUGUAAAAGAGUCCGAACCAGAAUUUGAUGGGCAGGAAGAGAAUUCUGAACCUUCAUUUGAUGAUGCUGUUCAACGUGCUUUGGUUGUCGGGGACUAUAAGGGGGCAGUUGCACAAUGCAUUACUGCAAAUAGAAUGGCCGAUGCUUUAGUUAUUGCUCAUGUUGGUGGUGUUCCCUUAUGGGAGCGCACACGUGAUCAAUACCUCAAAACAAGUCGUUCUCCCUAUCUGAAGGUUGUUUCUGCAAUGGUUAACAAUGAUCUGAUGAGCUUAGUAAAUACUAGGCAUCUGAAAUCAUGGAAGGAAACACUUGCUCUCCUCUGCACAUUUGCCCAGCAAGAAGAAUGGAAUCUGUUAUGUGACACACUUGCUUCUAGACUCAUGGCUGCUGGUAAUACACUUGCUGCUACGCUUUGUUAUAUAUGUGCUGGAAAUAUUGACAGAACAGUGGAAAUAUGGUCAAAGAGUCUUUCAACCGAACAUGAUGGGAAAUCAUAUGUGGACCUUCUUCAGGAUUUAAUGGAAAAGACAAUUGUCUUCGCUUUGGCAACUGGGCAGAAGAGAUUCAGUGCUUCUUUGUGCAAACUAGUUGAGAAAUAUGCUGAAAUAUUAGCAAGUCAAGGGCUUUUAACUACAGCAAUGGAGUACUUGAAGCUUUUUGGGACUGAAGAAUUGUCUCCUGAACUUGCAAUCUUGCGAGAUCGUAUUGCUCUCUCCACUGAAUCUGACAAAGAGGUUGAGAAGCCUGUGGCUUAUGAGAACUCUCAGUCGCAAACAGGGCUUGCAUAUAAUACUGUUGAUCAAUUGAGUUAUGGCGUUGCUGAUACCUCUCAACUUUAUUAUCAGGAAACAGCACCAUCUCCAAUGCAGCCAAGUGUUCCAAACAGUCCCUAUGGUGAAAAUUAUCAGCAGUCAUUUGCUCCUACAAUUGGGAGGGGAUACAGUGCUCCUUUCCCAUAUCAACCUUCUCCACAAAAUAUACAACAGCCCAGCAUGUUUGUUCCAACCCAGACGCCUGAAGUCCCCACAGGAAAUUUUCCUCCACCGCCUGCUGCUACUCAGCCUGCUUUGAAACCAUUUGUUCCUACAAAUCCCCCUCCAUUAAGAAAUUUUGAGCAAUAUCAACAGCCAACAACAUUGGGUUCACAAUUAUAUCCUGGGGGUGUUAAUCCUAGUUAUCAAGCUGGACCACCUGGUGUGGCUGCAUAUGGUGCUAACACAUCUCAGGCUGUGCCAACUCCAGGACAAAAGAUGCCCCAGGUUGUGGCUCCUCCCUCAUCUAGAGGAUUCAUGCCAGUUACUAAUUCAGGGGUUCAAGGACUUGGGAUGAAUCCAGUACAACCACCUAGUCCUACUCAAUCUGUUCCAGUACAACAACCUGUAGCUCCUGCUGCUCCCCCGCCCACAGUUCAGACAGUUGAUACUUCAAAUGUACCUGCACAGCAGAAGCCUGUUAUUGCAACUUUAACAAGACUUUUCAAUGAGACAUCUGAAGCAUUGGGAGGAUCACGAGCUAAUCCAGCUAAGAAAAGGGAAAUUGAGGACAACUCGAAGAAGUUAGGUGCCUUGUUUGCGAAACUCAACAGUGGAGACAUUUCUAAAAAUGCUGCUGAAAGGCUUGUACAACUCUGUCAGGCUUUGGACAAUGGUGAUUUUAGUACUGCCCUUCAGAUCCAGGUACUUCUCACUACUAGCGAUUGGGAUGAAUGCAGCUUCUGGCUCGCAACUCUCAAACGAAUGAUCAAGACAAGGCAGAACUUGAGAUAA